This is a messenger RNA of Limulus polyphemus (Atlantic horseshoe crab), 2384 nucleotides long. RefSeq names its product zinc finger protein 2 homolog. The transcript has 4 exons. Gene Ontology annotation, biological process: regulation of transcription by RNA polymerase II. The record is from RefSeq and is a predicted model, not a curated record. NCBI's taxonomy places the organism in Eukaryota, Metazoa, Arthropoda, Merostomata, Xiphosura, Limulidae. Gene Ontology annotation, molecular function: RNA polymerase II cis-regulatory region sequence-specific DNA binding; DNA-binding transcription factor activity. The annotation marks the transcript as partial.
UCCUCCAUUCGCAGCAGUCUUAUUGAUACGUUACCUACGUGAUUAAACAACAUGGAUCCAUUUGUAAAGAUUGUUUUGGUCUCGUACUACUACUGGGCAUAUUAUUUCAAAAUCAUUUAAUCUCAGAUAAAGAAUACUUGCAAUAGUUUUUGGUAAAGUCGUGAAGAUGAAACUUAUUAACUGAUUUGAAAGUUAUUAGUGUUUAUUAAAGACUUUGUAACGUUUUUUUUAAAAUUGAAGUACGAAGACAUUACACUUUAAAGUUUAAUUGCUAACCAGUAUGUAGUUCAGAGUAAGCUUUAAAAGUUUAACUUUAAGUUUCAAUUAAUAAUAAUAAUAUAAACGUGAAACUUAAUGGAACUAUGGAAGAAUUGAACAUGAAAGUUGAAUUAAUUUCUGAAAAGGAGCAGGAUGUUUCAUCUGAUAUCAAAUUAGUGAAAAAUGAAGAAAGUUUUACAUUAACAAGUUCAAUGGGAGAAGCUGGUUUUUUAGAAGAAAGAUCUUCACAUACCACUUUGAAGUUUGGUCUAACAAAAGAGGAGCAAGAAGAGAACUGUGAUAGAACAAUGGAGAAAACUGAGAACAUAUUUGACAGAGUGAAAACAGAACACCCUGAUAAUCUACCACAAGAUGAGGUUAUUUCAAAGUUCAGUGACAACAAUGAUGAUGAUCUGGAUAGUUCAAAACAUGGUGUUAUGAAUGUGCAAACAGAAACUGAAUUUCAAGAUUUACAACAAAUUGAAUCUAGGUUGGAAAGUACAUGUAAUGUAAAGACUGGUGUGAACAUCUGUUCUGGAAGUCAGUUUCCAGAUUAUCAAGUUUUAAAACAAGAAGAUAGCUGUACAGAAGUCGUGAAAUCUGAAAAUCCAAACAAUGAUGUUUGUGGAAAAAUAAGCUUUAAUGGAAAUAACCUAAAACAACAUAAUAUACCUCAGGGUGGUGACAAACCAUACAGUUGUGUAUUCUGUAGACAAGAAUUUGGAACAGUGGAUAACCUAAAACAACAUAAGAGGAUGCACACUGUAGAGAAACGUUACAGUUGUACAGUUUGUGAAAAACAUUUUCGAACAAAUAGUGCAUUAAAACUGCACCAGAGAAUACACACUGGAGAUAAAACUAACAGGUUAAUAGCAUGUGGAAAACACUUUGGGACAAAUAAUGAAUUAAAACAUCAGAGGAUACAGGCUUUUAUGAAACCUUACAGUUGUGAAGUUUGUGGCAAACAACUUGGAAGUAACUCUUACUUAAAAAUACAUCAAAGAAUACACACUGGAGAGAAACCUUACAGUUGUGUAGUAUGUGGAAAACAGUUUGUAAAAAAUAGUGAUUUGAAAGUGCAUCAGAGAAUACAUACUGGUGAGAAACCUUACAGUUGUGUAGUAUGUGGAAAACUCUUUAGAACAAAUGGUGAUUUAAAAGUGCAUCAGAGAAGACACACUAGGGAGAAACCUUACAGUUGUGCAUUUUGUGAAAAACAAUUUGUAAGGAACAGUGAAUUAAAUCAACAUCAAAGAAUACAUGCUGAAGAGAAACCUUACAUAUGUGUAGUUUGUGGAAAACAAUUUUUAAGAAAUGGUGAAUUAAAUCAACAUCAAAGAAUACAUACUGGGGAGAAACCUUACAGUUGUCCCAUAUGUGGAAAACAGUUUGUAAGAAACAGUGAAUUAAAUCAACAUCAAAGAAUACAUACUGGGGAGAAACCUUAUAGUUGUGCAGUUUGUGGAAAACACUUUGGAACAAAUAGUGAAUUAAGAAAUCACCAAAGAAUACACACUGGGGAGAAACCUUAUAGUUGUGCAGUUUGUGGAAGAGAAUUUCGAAGUAACUCUUACUUAAAAGUACAUCGGAGAACACACACUGGGGAGAAACCAUACAAUUGUGCAGUUUGUGGAAAACAAUUUCUAAGAAACUCUUACUUAAAAUUGCAUCAGAGAAUACACACUGGGGAGAAACCUUACUGUUGUUCAGUUUGUGGAAAACAGUUUCGAGGGAACUCUUACUUAAAAAUACAUCAGAGAACACACACUGGGGAGAAACCUUACAGUUGUCCAGUUUGUGAAAAACAGUUUGUAACAAACAGUGAUUUAAAAGUGCAUCAGAGAAUUCAUACUGGGGAGAGACCUUAUAGUUGUGCAGUGUGUGGAAAACAUUUUGUAACUAGUAGAUCCUUUAAAAUUCAUCAAAGAAUACACACUGGUGAGAAACCUUACUGUUGUGCAAAUUGUGGAAAAGACUUUGGAACAAAUACUGAAUUAAAGGUGCAUCAAAGAAGACAUACUGGGGAGAAGCCGUACAGUUGUAUAGUGUGUGGAAAAAAAUUUGUUGCAAACAGUGAUUUAAAAGUGCAUCAGAGAAUUCAUACUGGGGAGAAACCUUUCAGUUGU